UUGGAUGAAAACUUCUCAACUCACAUAAAUUUUAUAAAAAUGGAUUUAAAUAAAAAAGUCACUGUUCUAACUCCAAAUGGAAGAAGACAAAAUAUAAAAAUUACACCAAGUACAACACUGUUACAGAUUCUCGAAGAAGCAAGUGAAAAACAUGGAUUUCCUAGCGAUGAAUAUGGUUUAAAAAGCCACAACAAAGAACUCGAUCUCAUGCAAAUGUUUCGUUUCACUGGCUUACCAAAUAAUUGCCUCCUCGAAAUGUUUGAAUGUACAAAAAAAAGAGUUGAAUCUACCGCCGAUAUUUGUGUCCAAUUGGAGAAUGGUAAUCGGUGUCAGGGACAAUUUAGUCCAAGUACAUGUUUGUGGGAUAUUUUAAGUAAAGUAUGUCCAGAAUAUAUUGGCUCGGAUAUGAGUCCAGUUGUGAUUUAUAUGAGAAAGGAAAUAUUUGGUGAAGAACUCAAACAAACUACACUUAAAAGUUUGGGGGUAACCGGUGGAAGGACUAUGAUGCGUUUGGUUAAUAAAAAUCCAGAUGAAAUUAAAACUCAAGCAGGAGUGUAUGUUCCACCUGAAGUGAAAGAAGAACCUAAGACCGACGAGGUCAAACCCGUACGAAAGCAACCGAGCAAAGGAGGUUUCUCCAUUACGUCAGAAUUAGUUCAAUCUUUAAAGAAGCAAGAAACAAUGGAAGAUGUUGUGCCAGAACCAAAAGAAGAGUCCACCGAUAUGCCAGAGUCUACGGAAAGCAAACCUGAACCACCAAAAGUUGUAUAUGAUUGGGGUACUGGCGCUGGAAGAAGUAUGAUGUCUACUGAAACUUCUGAAGCAGAUAAUGAUACAAAUCAAAAUGAAAUGGAAAUUGAACCAGAAGUCAAUGUGAUAGGAGAACGAAAUGCAGUUAUAUACUCUUUAGAUUCCACACAGAAGCAAAUGGAAGAUCUACCAGAUUCAUUCUUUGACUUAACAGUUAAUGACUUAAAAUUGGUUUUGCGAGAUUUGAAAAAAAUUACCGAAGGAAAUGAUGAUGCUCCUCUGCUCACAGCUAAAAUGCGGGAAAUCGAAGAAAACAGUUCACUAUUACGGAAACUUGCUCAAUACAAACAAUGCAUUAUUCGAGUACAGUUUCCUGAUAGAAAUGUUCUUCAAGGUGUCUUCAAGCCAACUGAUAAAGUCGAAGAUGUUGUAAGUUUUGUUCGUCCAUUUUUAACCAACGAAGAUCUAGAUUUUCAUUUAUUUACUGUUCCACCAAAGAAGCUUUUACCUCAUGACAAGACACUUCUUGAAGUGAAUUGUAUUCCUAAUGCUGUUUUACAUUUUGGUGUAAAUGAAUGCGAUGCUCUGCCAUCUUUGUUAUCUUAUUUAAAGAAAAACUACCUAAUGCAAUUAACCUCACCAGAAGGAGCUUUUUAUAUUGCUUCGAAGUCACGAUUAAUUCGAGGUGCAGAGGAUAGUGAGAGCAAUAAUAGUACAAAAAAUGUAUCUAACUCUCCUGGACCAUCAACUGGUGCUAUACCAAAGCGACCAAGAAAUGAUAAUGUUCGAAAAUCUGCAUCCCCAAAUCGAAAUUCUAGUGAUGUUCCCAAAUGGUUUAAACCAUCUAAUUAGUUUUUAUUUGUUGCAUUUUAAUUU
This is a messenger RNA of Episyrphus balteatus (marmalade hoverfly), 1626 nucleotides long. Its product is annotated as tether containing UBX domain for GLUT4. The record is from RefSeq and is a predicted model, not a curated record. Gene Ontology annotation, molecular function: protein binding. The transcript has 6 exons. Bases 40 to 1602 code for a protein of 520 amino acids. Lineage: Eukaryota; Metazoa; Arthropoda; Insecta; Diptera; Syrphidae.